CUCGGUGGGUUUAAGGACGCCGAACAGAAUGAAGGCAUAAGCAGCGUGGGGCCUAAUUUAGGGGAGCAAGUAUUACUGGGUAAUGGCUGUAUCAAACUUGAUCCGGACCUUUGGGUCCCUGCUGCUGUCUUCAAGCCCUCGCCUCUCACAGAUUCCAGCAUCUCCCAAGCCCAUUUGCCUCGCUAGCCAAAUCUGUGCAUACCGUGAGUUCAGUGAUAGUAUUCCGUGGAGUCGCAAUCCAAUGUGGAAAUGCAGGGUAAAGUACACAGUCAGGCCCAUUCCCAUAAAAAAGACAGGAGGCCGAGAUCACACAGGUCGUAUCCGUGUCCAUGGAAUUGGAGGAGGGCAUAAGCAAAAUUACCGCCUGAUUGAUUUCCGAAGACUGAACCACCCAGAAGGAGAACAGUCCAGCCCGUUUGAAGAGAAAGUGGUUGAGGUCCGGUAUGAUCCAUGCAGAUCAGCUGACAUAGCUAUGGUGGCUGGAGGGAAGCGAAAACGCUGGAUCAUUGCGACAGAAAACAUGGAGAAAGGUGACAUUAUUAAAACCUCAGGACAAAUAGGCAGGAUGGCAGUCUUGGCUAAUGAAGGAGAUGCAUAUCCUGUUGGGGCUCUACCGAUAGGGACCCUAAUAAACAACUUGGAAAGCCAUCCUGGGAAAGGAGCACAGUAUAUCCGAGCAGCAGGCACCUGUGGCGUGUUACUAAGGAAAGUGAACAAAACAGCCAUAAUACAGUUGCCCUCCAAGAGGCAAAUGCAGGUUCUGGAAACUUGCAUGUGUACAGUGGGACGAGUUUCCAAUGUCGACCACAACAAACGGAUCAUUGGGAAAGCUGGCCGGAACCGGUGGUUAGGAAAGCGGCCCAGAAGCGGCCUGUGGCAGCGCAAAGGGGGGUGGGCGGGACGCAAGAUCAGACCCCUCCCACCCAUGAAAAGCUACGUGAACCUGCCAACGCCAUCUUCCCGCAACUGAUGUUUGGGCCCCUCCUAUCUGUGGGUGUCCAGGAUUUCUUGAAUAAAAGCCUAACUGUCUGGCCUGCA
Elgaria multicarinata webbii is the source of this 1038-nucleotide messenger RNA. It is a transcript of the gene MRPL2, whose product is annotated as mitochondrial ribosomal protein L2. Gene Ontology annotation, biological process: mitochondrial translation. The transcript is spliced from 8 exons. NCBI's taxonomy places the organism in Eukaryota, Metazoa, Chordata, Lepidosauria, Squamata, Anguidae. Gene Ontology annotation, cellular component: ribosome; mitochondrial large ribosomal subunit. Bases 83 to 970 code for a protein of 295 amino acids. Gene Ontology annotation, molecular function: structural constituent of ribosome; RNA binding. The record is from RefSeq and is a predicted model, not a curated record.